Aspergillus ibericus CBS 121593 is the source of this 1390-nucleotide messenger RNA. Its product is annotated as GPI anchored serine-threonine rich family protein. The record is from RefSeq and is a predicted model, not a curated record. Bases 326 to 964 code for a protein of 212 amino acids. The transcript has 2 exons. NCBI's taxonomy places the organism in Eukaryota, Fungi, Ascomycota, Eurotiomycetes, Eurotiales, Aspergillaceae.
CAGGUACGGAGUAAAAGGGAAAUAAAUGCCUGCCUUCCAGCCCGGAUGUCCGUCGUCUUCUGGAUGUUAUUGUUUUGUACGAGUCGCGCCAUUCCGUCGACAUCCUGGGGAAUAUCUCUGUCCGACUAAGGUACGUAUCGACUAUUGUGACUUAUUACUGACCCGGGAAGACGCGUAGCUCAGGCUUGUGGGGGUCUAGUGGGACUAUACAGGACAAAGUUAGCUGAAUAUCUGGGGUAACUCCACCAACACCGAGUCUCACCUGCAACCAGACAUCCGGGUUCUUGAUAUCCAUUCGAAUACAAACACAGUAUUCGUGGCAACAAUGCGCUUCGCAAAGUCGAUUCUCGCGGUGUCGGCGUGUCUGGCCCAAGUCAAAAUUGCACAGGCAGCAUUGGCUUUCACACAAUGGCCGUCUGUCAUUGAGACCGGUGUCCCUACCACCUUGAACUGGGACAGUGAUUCUGAUGCUCCUGCCACGAUCACGUUGCGCAAAGGCGCCGCAGAGGACCUUGAUACUGUUCAAGUCCUGACAUCAAAUGCCCAAGGAGGCGCUUACACAUGGACACCCGAUGACUCUUUGGCGGGAGGUGCCGACUAUGCCUUCCAGAUUCAACAGGAUGGCGAAGUAAACUACUCGGGCCUUGUCACCGUCGGCAACGCCUCGAACUCAACUGCCUCGGCGGCGACGACAACGGCUCCAACUACAACCACCCUGGCGACCCAGACCACCCCGACUCCCACUCCCACCGAUACUGCCCCCCGGGAUGAAGUGAACAGUGUUACUGCUGGUAACAAUGCGACGACCAAUCUCACUCUUAGCGCCAACCAUGAUAACUCCAAUGUGACCAACAGCAAGAGUGCUAUGGCCGCGGCAAUGCAGAAUGGCGGCGCGCCGUUCCAAAUCAUCUCGCUUGAUCUUGUCCUUGGCAUGGUGGCUAUGGGUUUCUAUCUGGCUUGUUGAAUCUGACGGGGCUUGGAUCCACAGCUGCAAAAACAAAAACAACCAUGAUAUUAUGCAUCAGCAUGAACGGUCUUUCUGGACCACGCUUAUGUCACGGGAUGCUGGUAAUGAUGUCUGAUCACAACGAACAAACUUCUCUUCGUAUUUAAUCUCAUGAUUGAGCCUUUCGACGUGGCUUUUCCUUUGUCUCACGACGCUCCUUUGGUGGUCCUGGUGUUUCCUUUGUAUAUAACAUGCGAUUUCAUAGGUCGUGGGGCUUUUCCCUGGGCCGAGCGGGCGAGACCCGGAGUCGGGAAUGAUCUCCUGGGGAGGAACGAGUGAUCCUGCUGGUUUGGCAGAUUUGAAUAUCAGCGAUAGCAAACAAUGAGUGAAUUACGUCAUGAUAGACGCCCAAUCUGCAGUCAAUUAAUGCCAGGCAUCGCGAAC